CAGCUAGCUAAAUUGAUUAGCCAUUAGAAAAAAUAAUAAAUUAUAUUUUGGGUAAAACUUUUUAAAAUAUAUAAUGUCUGAGAAAACUGAGGAAAAUUCACUUGGGUCACCAUCUGUAGAUAUUUUGGGAAUCUGUAAAACACCCAAACAACUAGAAUCGCUAAUGGAGAUCAGUAGUAGUUCAGUCAAUUCGAAUACUACUGAACUGCCCCUGUAUAGGCAACAGGAAGUGGAACGAAUCGUUCAGAAGACUCUGAAAGAAUUUAAGAACAAGGGAUACUUCAAUGAUAUAGACGAAAAUAAGCUAAUGAGUUUAAUCGUUCCCAAAGUGUUAAUGGAGCUGCAAGUCAAUGAGCAAUUGUAUGAUGAGAUGCAAGGCAUUAAGCAAACACUAAAUUCCUACAUCCAACACUCUAGGGCGGUGAGCGAUGAUAUUGCUGAGAUAUUUCUAGACUUGCACAAUAUCUAUUCAAAACUAGAAAAGUUUGACAACGUUGAUAAACGCGAUAAGCUCUUCAAAAGUGAACAAUUGACCAGACGGAUACAAGAAGCGGAAGACUACUUAGAAUCUAAAAAACACUUUAUUACUAAUGAUGUCCCCAUCCCGUCUAGCACUUCAACCAACUCCAAUGUCGCAUAUUCAAAUGAAAGUGAGGAAGACGAAGAUAUAAUAUCUAGCGAUAUAAGACAAGCCGACAAGGAAGUCUUUCUUACAAACAUGUUAAUGGUAAAAAAGUCGGAUUUUUCCGUUGGACUCAACCGAAAUAAGCAAUUCUACACCGAAGCCGAAAGAGUGCUAAGGACUCAAAACAGCCCCCAAUAAGAACAGCUUUAAGGGAUCCUUAUAAAAAUUUAAAUAAUGUGAGGACUUCCACGAAUAAUUAAAGACACACUAAAAUCUUUAUACGUGUAACUUCAACCCACAUCGAUUUUGUGCCGCAAGAGCUUAGUAAACAAUACAAAAGUGCAAAUUUUUUGUGGCAAACCACUUUGAAUCACUUUUCCACCUGACAAAUACUUUUUCUCCUGAAAUGUAUCUGUCUCCGUAUCUGUCUCAUUCGUUUAUGGCUGGCAAUUUGCAUAACGUCAGCAUCCCUGCCAAGCAUUUCUUUCCGCAGUGUUCUUACAUUCCAUUAGCUGUCUUCACUGUUGCUCCACCUUUAGCAACAAGUCGUUCAACUGAGCUCAAUUGUUAUGCAUUUAAUCCAAGAAACUCAGCAAAAGUGAAUUAGUAACAUUU
Messenger RNA from Drosophila albomicans, 1240 nucleotides. RefSeq lists its product as uncharacterized. The transcript has a single exon. The record is from RefSeq and is a predicted model, not a curated record. Bases 74 to 823 code for a protein of 249 amino acids. Lineage: Eukaryota; Metazoa; Arthropoda; Insecta; Diptera; Drosophilidae.